Coregonus sp. 'balchen' is the source of this 4190-nucleotide messenger RNA. The record is from the annotation of a GenBank genome assembly. Lineage: Eukaryota; Metazoa; Chordata; Actinopteri; Salmoniformes; Salmonidae.
AUGGAGAAUGUUACUUCAAUUCCAGAUAACCAGACACUUGGUCCAUGGACUGAUUAUAGCAUGGAAUACAAAGUGGUCAGCAUAUUAUUUGUGAUCCUCAUCUGUGGGAUCGGAAUAGUUGGAAACGUUAUGGUGAUACUAGUUGUUCUUACAACCAAACACAUGCGGACACCCACCAACUGUUACCUGGUGAGUUUGGCGGUGGCCGACCUGAUGGUUCUGACCGCGGCGGGACUUCCGAAUAUUACAGAGAGUUUGUAUGGAGGAGGCUGGGUGUACGGAUACGUCGGGUGCCUUAGCAUAACUUAUUUCCAGUACUUGGGCAUCAACGCGUCUUCAUGUUCCAUCACCGCUUUCACCAUUGAGCGGUACAUAGCCAUCUGCCACCCCAUAAAAGCGCAGUUUAUGUGCACUCUGUCAAGAGCAAAGAAAAUCAUAGUGGUCGUUUGGGCUUUUACCUCGCUCUACUGCGUCAUGUGGAUUUAUCUCUCUGACAUGAACGAGUUGAUUUACGACAAUAUUACCAUGUUCUCAUGCGAAUACAAAGUGUCCAGAAAUCUUUACCUGCCAAUCUACUUCACUGACUUUGCCGUGUUCUAUGUGGUGCCCCUCGUGCUAGCCACUGUUCUGUAUGGAUUUAUCGCUAGAAUUCUUUUCCUCAACCCCUUGCCAGCAGACCCCAAGGAAAAUACUAAAAAGUGGAAAAAAGAAUCAUGCCAAGGAAAUAGGACGAUGAGCACCAACAAUUCAUCAUUUAGCACAACUGCCCGCUCUCGCAGGCAGGUAAGUAGCCACUCUACUGUUUUAAAGUUUGUUAUCUUGUAACAGUGUAUCUACAGCAUAAUAACUACAGUGUGUUUGUGUGUGUGUGUGUGUGUGUGUGUGUGUGUGUGUGUGCGCGCCUCGGGAAUAAAGUGAGGAGAAACAAAUUAAUGAUUAAAAAAACCUCCAGUAUAAUUAGAUAAUGAAUUCAACAGUUUCAUAAUUGCACUGGUAUGAUAUGGCGUGCACCUGGUGAAGUUGGGGUGUUCAAUCCAAGCAUAUACUGUACACUCUUAUAAAAAUGGGACAACUGAAUGAAUAACCCUUUUAGGUUCUAGAUAGCACCUUUUUUUCUAAAAGUGUAUGGUAACAUCCUAGAGAACACAGACGUCAAGUCAACGUCUAUUCUACGUUGGUUCAUGGUAAUUUCAUUGAAAUGACGUGGAAACAACGUUGAUUCAAACAGUGGGUAAUCAUUGUAAGUAGGUUACAGUGUGCAGCAGGAGCAAGUCAACAUGCAACAAACCGUAUUAAUAUAGACUCAUAAAGCCUCACCACUAUGCUGACAGCACACGUCACUGAAUAAUGUAGUUUGUAACACAUAUAGAGCCUACACUGCACCUGAGACUGAGCAUGCGAAUGGGAGGGGUGAGAGUUCAUCUGAUGAAAGGGAGAGCUCCCCUAUAAAGAGUGGAUUUUCAGGUAUUGUGGUGCCAACAUCAUGUUAUGGGAAUGCUUGUCACCAGCGGGGACUGGAGACGGAGUACCGGCAAAAUAAAUAUUGGGGUACGUGUACUCCAUACCGGUUGAACAUGAGCCAACACAAUAUUUAAAACAAAGAUGCCAAGAAACCUGCUAUUACACUAUUAUUUAUCAUUAAUGCAUGUCACCCUCAUGACAAAUUAGUGAACGGACUAGAAAACUUGUGGAAUACGCUCCAAAAUGUGAUGUGGUUCGACGAUGACAGUGACAUUUUGUGAAGGCAGAGAUGAGUGGCUGAGAACGAGACGCGCGUGGACGGUGAGCGCAUCUUCAGGUUACAAGUGUAGGCCUAAUGAAUCACAAUCACAGAAUGUAAUUCCUUACACUUUUUGGUGUUUUGUAAUAGAUGUCUUUAAGGAAUACCUGGGAUAGGAUAAAGUAAUCCUUCUACCCCCCCUUACCCCACCCCAAAGAAAGAAAAAAAACAUAUUGUAAAGUGGUUAUCCCACUGGCUAUAAGGUGAAUGCACCAAUUUGUAAGUCGCUCUGGAUAAGAACGUCUGCUAAAUGACGUAAAUGUAAAUGUAAAUGUAAAUGUCUCUUUCUAUUCAUAAAAUGGCCGGUGCACAGUGCACUGUAUGGAUGUGGGAAUUAUUUUAGAGUGGACGAAUGUGCGCAGGUAGCCAGGCUUACAGGAGCCCUUUGAAGUAAUUGUUUGACAAUCAGAUGAAAACAAUCAUGACUGGUUAUGUUAAUGCCACAUUAACCUCUAAAAGUCUAAGCCCAAUGCAAUGGCUUAGACUUGUAGAGGUUAAUGUCGCAUUAACAUAACCAGUCAUUAUUUUUUCAUCUGAUUGUCAAACAAUUGCCAAACUGUUGGGACACUACAGACGUUUCGAGAGAAGACCGAUUUUCGGGAUGUCUCAUGGUCCGACAAACACCGCUGUAGCUCGGCCACCUUCCACCGCAGAUGAGGAAGGUCGACAUUGGAGGAUUGAGAUGCAGCCCAUGCAAAAAAACGGACAGAUUUUGAUGGGGAUUUUUUUUCUUCUGUUACUUAGAUUAAAAGGUAAUACAUUUGAAAAGUUAAAUGACACAUUUUUACUAUUAGGUCCACAGAGAUCCUAUUUAAUGAAUAGGGAUUCUAUAUGUAAUUAUAUCUGUAAGAAGUUAAAUCUAUAGUACUUUCACCCCUGAUCAAAAUGAAAGUAGCAAAGCCCAGGUAAAAAGUCAGAGGAAAACUGCCUCAGUCUUCAAUUUUUUCAGUGGGACAAUUACACACAUUUAAAUGCCAAAGACACACCAGAAUGGCUUUCCAAGAGAUGUUAAGUGUUCCUGAGUGGUCCAAUCUCAGUCCUGAAUGACAUUUGCUUGAAAAUCAGAGACAAUGUUUGAAUAGUGCUGUCCAUCAAUGACUGCCAACAAAAUUUACUGAGUUUAAGCAAUUUUAACAAAAACAAUGAUAUACAUGUAUGUUGCCUGAAGAGUUGUGCGAAGUUGGUAGAAUCUUAUUCCAAGUUAUUCACAGCUGUAAUGGCUGCCAAAGGUGCUUCCACCAAGUAUUAACUCUGGGGUGUGAAGACAUACGCAAUCAAGACAUCUUCGUUUUUUUAGGUUACCUUGGUCACGCAUCCUCAGCCUUGUCUGGACAUGGACCAAGCCAGCCUUUCUGUCUCAGUGGCAUAGACAAUAAAGACAUAUGAUGGAUCUGUGCUCACUGCUAGGUCAUUUAGCAAAACAAGUCAAGAUAAGGCUCUGACAUAACACACACGUCUCUAACUGGCCUUGCGUUGAAUGGAAACCAGUGUAAUCCAUACCACUUACCAGGGCCUGAUUGAUUUACCUCAAAAGGUCAAAAUUGAAUAAGGAGAGCGAUCAGGAAUCUUCCCUCAACAAUGAUGAUAGUUGCUCCCUGGCCUUAUCCAAUAAGAGACACAUCACUGGUGUGAGACCUCACAAUGGAUGAUGGCAUCUAAUUGCAUUUGGAGUUUAAUAUAAACAUUAUCACAUCAUAAUUAUAUUUGCAAUUAAAUUGCUCUCUAGGCGCUGUUGGUUUAGUUUUACAGAUGCUGUUUUGUCAGUCUCUUCAGUCUGUGGUCGAUAUUAAUUGUAAGAGGGUGCUCACCAACCCAUUUCAACCACUUUUCUUUGCAUAGCAGGAACAUAACAUUUUUCACACAUUUUUUACAGGGGUCAAGCUGAAAUCAAUUUUUCCUUAUGUCUUUUGAUGAAAAUGGCUCUUGAUUUUCUUCCAUGUGUUGUUGUCAGGUGACUAAGAUGUUAGCUGUGGUGGUGGUGCUCUUUGCCCUCCUCUGGAUGCCCUACCGGACGCUGGUGGUGGUCAACUCCUUCCUGGACAAGGCUUACCUGGACCUCUGGUUCCUGCUCUUCUGCCGCAUCUGCAUCUACCUGAACAGCGCUGUCAACCCUGUCAUCUACAACGCCAUGUCUCAGAAGUUUCGCACCUCCUUCAAGAAGCUGUGUCACUGCGGUCCGCAGCGAGUGGAGAAGCCAGCGUCCUACAGCGUGGCCCUGACCUACAGCGUCAUCAAGGACACGACCAAUGGAGAGAGCCCUGACCACUUCACUACUGAGAUGGACGAGCUGACCACGCCCACACCCAGUGACCAGUUCCUGCCCAGCGCCAAGAGGAUGUCAUUCGAGGACCCCUCUCUGUCAGGCAGGGUUGCCCUUAGUAACUCCAUGCAGGCAACAAUGAUUAUCUGA